Molecule: messenger RNA, 888 nt
Organism: Quercus lobata
Lineage: Eukaryota; Viridiplantae; Streptophyta; Magnoliopsida; Fagales; Fagaceae
Product: ethylene-responsive transcription factor LEP-like
Exons: 1
Coding region: 1-888 (295 amino acids)
Biological process (GO): regulation of DNA-templated transcription
Molecular function (GO): DNA binding; DNA-binding transcription factor activity
Source: RefSeq, a predicted model, not a curated record
AUGGACUUUAACAAUAACUCAUCACCAGCCAACUCACCCUCUUCAUCAAAGUCCAAAAGAAAGGCACAGCCACAACAACAACAACAACAACAACAAACACCACUACAAAACCAACAAGGAGAAGCAUUAAGGUUUUUGGGAGUAAGAAGAAGGCCAUGGGGUAGAUAUGCAGCAGAGAUAAGAGACCCUUCAACAAAAGAGAGACAUUGGCUCGGCACAUUUGACACUGCAGAAGAAGCAGCUUUAGCUUAUGACCGAGCCGCUCGGUCCAUGCGAGGUUCAAAAGCUCGUACCAACUUUGUUUACUCUGACAUGCCUAGAGGCUCCUCUGUCACCUCUAUUAUCUCUCCUGACGAAACACAUCAUGAAAUCUCACCUCUCUUCACUCCUGCCCUUCAACACCACCAACAAAAUGACACAACCAACAACACAAACACCACCACCACAGAGCUCUUCUUCACACAGGACCCUUUCAAUGCUGCAUGUCCAUUUUCUGGGUGGGCUCAAGGGAAUACAACAACUUUGGGUUCUUAUCAGCCCAUUACUGGUAUUAUGGACACUGACACUGGGCUUUCACACUCACAGACUUACUCUGAUAGCACUCAGCUACCACCCUUGCCUCCUGAUGCGUCAUCAUCUUUUUAUGGGUCUGGACUAUUGGGCUCCGAUAUGGGACAAGGAGUUUGGACUGACACGAACUUUUUUGGGUUUUCUGAGGAUACUACAAAUGGGCUUGACUCUGCACUUACUGGGCCGUACUUGGGUUUUGAUUCUAAUGAAUUUGUGCAGCACAGCCCACUCUUUGGGAGGAUGCCACCUGUCCCAGACACUAGUACCACUGGAUUUGAUUUGGGUUCAUCAUCUGCUUUCUAUAAAAGUAUUGGGUAA